AUGCGGCUUCCUUCAGAGAUUUUCUGUACAGUUCUGCUUUUAAUUUUUGCGAGGAACUCAAAGGCAGAUAUUCCAGACUGCAACUAUUUCGACACGGUUGAUAUUUCAAACGUUGAAAGACAAAACGAUUCGUAUUUGUACGAUGACAUCCCAAUUCCUGCCAACCUCACUGGAGACUACGAAUACAAGAUGGUUGCCCGAUUACCUAAACCGGCUAAAAAGCAUUUAAGGGCCUGCGUUUGCAAACUGCGGCCUUGCAUUCGAAUCUGCUGCCCAGCCAAGUACACUUUGGCCAACGGAAAGUGCGGUGAUGGUCUCCAGGAGGAGCUCGCCCGGUUAGAAUCCUAUAUUUACCUCACAUCAGCCACGAACCUAUCGACGAAGACACGAGUACCAUUAACCGAGAUGGCUAUUAUCAGAGAUCAGUUCUUAGCUUGUGAUGAAAUGGAGCACGUCACGGAUGAGUUUACCUACGUAGAGGAUGGAUCGCUAUAUAUCUCCGAUGCCUGGAACUUGGAAAAACAAGACUACUGCCUGUAUCCGUAUCAGUUUAAUUCGGACUUUCCAAACUCCAUGUGGAUAGUGGUGCACAACUGCAGAGCUAGAAUUCUUCCUGGAUACUUGGAAAUCCUUACCAUAUCACUGAUAUGCUUUAUUCUGACAAUCGCCGUAUAUCUAUACAUAGAGAAGCUGCGCAAUGUGACUGGCAAGUGCAUUAUAUGCUGCAUGAUUUCACUCUCUCUCCGGUAUUUGAUCUUUAUACUAGAUGAUAUGAAGGUAUUGAACAGUAUCUGCUCUUUAGCUGGUUACAGCUCGUACUUUUUCUGGAUGGCGUCCAGCAUCUGGUUCUCCGUCAUCAGCUAUCAAUUAUGGAAACUCUUGACGUCGGUCAAUCGAGCCGAAUCUACUUAUAGGUUCCAGCUGUACAGCGCCUUCGUCUGGACUAUAGCCGCCGUCAUGACAGGAAGUAUUUAUAUGGUUAAUCUGAUGUGGGAAAACGAUCUCAAUAAGUGGAACUGGUUGCCUAUGGUCGGUUUCACUUGUUGCGGGGUCAAAGCUUGGAACUCAUCCUCCUGGAUCUACUCAUCCGGGCCGUUGCUGGUCCUAAGCACUUUCAAUAUCGCCAUGUUCACCCUGACUGUCAUUUACAUACGGAAAGUAAAGAGGGAAAUAAAGAAGUUCGCACAUGAGGAGGAGGGAAGGAUGGGCUGCAUCAACUUCGACAGCCAGACCUACCUGCAGUUUCUGCGACUCUCCGUCGUGAUGGGCCUGACUUGGAUCGUAUAUGUCAUUCCGGUUUCUUCGUGGUUCGGCAUCGUCUGGGAUCAGAUCUUGGUGAUAACCUACUAUUAUCACUGCGCGUUUGGAAUAGUCAUUUUCAUUCUGCUUGUGCUGAAGCGCAGUACGUUAACUUUACUAAUAAAGUCUUAA
This is a messenger RNA of Drosophila teissieri, 1431 nucleotides long. Its product is annotated as probable G-protein coupled receptor Mth-like 7. The record is from RefSeq and is a predicted model, not a curated record. Lineage: Eukaryota; Metazoa; Arthropoda; Insecta; Diptera; Drosophilidae. Gene Ontology annotation, molecular function: G protein-coupled receptor activity. The transcript is spliced from 6 exons. The coding region runs from base 1 to 1431 and encodes 476 amino acids. Gene Ontology annotation, biological process: G protein-coupled receptor signaling pathway; cell surface receptor signaling pathway. Gene Ontology annotation, cellular component: membrane.